This is a messenger RNA of Chaetomium strumarium, 1422 nucleotides long. RefSeq lists its product as uncharacterized. Gene Ontology annotation, cellular component: actin filament. NCBI's taxonomy places the organism in Eukaryota, Fungi, Ascomycota, Sordariomycetes, Sordariales, Chaetomiaceae. The record is from RefSeq and is a predicted model, not a curated record. The transcript has 2 exons. Gene Ontology annotation, biological process: actin filament polymerization. Bases 1 to 1422 code for a protein of 473 amino acids.
AUGGCCCCCGGAGCUUCUUCAGUCCCAUCUGACCGCCUGCGGGCUCAGAUUCUUGAGAACUGCGCGUUCUUCAGCGAGCUGUACGCUCGGUUUUGGCUCAUCGUCUCCAAGGAGCCCCUGGGUGACUUCAAGGCCAUUGUGGUGAAGACCGUGGACGGCAACCGAGAAGCUGUCCUGUCGGAGAAGGCGCCGUCUUAUCAGGACGCUCUGGAAGCUUUGUUUGUCAGGUCCGCCGAGGCGGUGCAGAACUACAUUGCCACCAACGGAUUCGCCUGCGUGUCCAACAUUGGAAAGCAGACACCCAAGCACACCGGCGGCCAUGGUGGCGGCGACGAGAGCGACACGGACUCCUCGUCCACCGUCAAUUUGAGCGAGUGCGAGUCGCUGUCAGAUGACGAGACCGUCUCGGUCACUUCAGUUGGCCGGUUGAAGAAACGCCGCGGGCGCAAGGCGGACAAGUCAGCCAAGACGGCGAGCUCGACGAAGGCCAAGCCGAGGCAGCCACGGUCGAGAGCUCGUUCGCCCUCUGUCCUAACAGACCGCGCGCGUUCUCGCUCGAGCAGCUCUAGCUCGUCCGGUGACGAGCUCCACUACGGCCCACCGACCUUACCCUCAGCUUGUGCUCCCCACGGAGGCGCUGGCUGCCGCACGUGGCCACUGCGGGCAGUCCCCACGACUCCCUGGCCGCUCCCCAAGGCUUCCUCGGCUUUCACGGCAGGCCAUCCGCCGCCGCCGCCGCCCCCACCACCACAACCCGCGUCUGCAGGCGGGAACCAAAGCUCUGGCUCAGGGACGGCGCCCGCUCGCCCACCCCCACCAUCGUUUAUGGGCCUCAAGCCUCCCGUCGGCCAGCCUACCAGUGUCACUCCGCUUCGCGACGUGAUCCUCGAAAUCCGCUGGCGCGGCCACGGCGAGCGCCGCGUGCUCCACCAGAUGCCGCAGCUCUCGCUGGCCCGCAUACGGGACGCCGCCCUGACAGAGGUCAGGCGCCAGCCGAGCACCUGGCUCAACGCGCCCGGGUUAACCUCGCCUCAUGUCGGCAACUUUUCGCUGACUCGGAGGCUGAGGGCAACCGUCAAGGACAUGGUCCUGGACGGGGUGGAGUACGGCCUGACCGGGUGGGCUGGGGACGACCUGACUCGAUUGAUAGGCCUCCUGCGUCCCACUCGUGAUGGUCCGGGCAGUGGAGGAGGUCUGCCAAAGUUCGAGGUUGAGGUGUGGGAGGACAAUAGCAACACUUCGGCCCACGGUGAGUGGGCCGCGGCACUUGAGCAGCUCCGUGACCCGAUUCAACCACCUGCUCCUCCUCCGGUUCCCUGGGCGGCCGGGGGACGGGGCCCCUCUGCGCAGAGGCCGAUGCAGCCGCCCCACAUUGUGAAGGUUGAUGGCUGCUACCCUCACAACCAGGUUGACCAUUGCUAG